Messenger RNA from Strongylocentrotus purpuratus (purple sea urchin), 3594 nucleotides. It is a transcript of the gene dis3l, whose product is annotated as DIS3-like exonuclease 1. Gene Ontology annotation, molecular function: 3'-5'-RNA exonuclease activity; RNA binding. The record is from RefSeq and is a predicted model, not a curated record. Gene Ontology annotation, cellular component: cytoplasmic exosome (RNase complex). Lineage: Eukaryota; Metazoa; Echinodermata; Echinoidea; Camarodonta; Strongylocentrotidae. Gene Ontology annotation, biological process: rRNA catabolic process.
UCAAGGAUACCAAGAGUUAAGUCGACUUACGCCAAAAUGUACGUAUGGGAUCGGGACAAGAUUAUUUGGUCGAAUGUCUACUCGCAGCUCGAAUAGACAAACUGCUCAUCUCUAGUGCAAGAAGUAGCUCGAAUAUCUGCAUGAUCUGGUGCUGAAUCCUGUGAUUUGUAACAGACGAUGUCUUAAAAAUGCUGAAGAUAGAGAAAGUUAUUCAGUUGAAGACCAAGCAAGGGAAACCAUUGCGAGUAGUGCGUGAACAAUAUCUGAGAGAUGAUGUACCAUGCAACAGUGAAUUGUGUCCAAAGAGCUGUUCAAUGUCUGAAAGGUGUGUUGGUAGAAAUGUAUCUCACUAUGUGAUUCCUGAUGGAGGAACUGCUCGAGACUACCUGGAUAUCCUGGAGCUAGAAGAAUUCAGAGGUCUCAUAGUCCUUCAAACAGUCCUGCAUUUUGUGCAGCAUAAUGGAAGCAGACGUCUACUUAACCGACUUAAAGGCAAAGUGAAAGACAAGAAACAAGGCUGUGCCUUCUUUGCUGAUGAAUUCUGUAGAGGGGCUUUCUCUCCAAGACAGCAUGGAGAGAGUGAAGAAGAGUGGCAAACUAGAUUGGUGUAUGCUUCAGCAGUCUGGUAUUAUAAUCAUUUAGAAGAAAGGAUUGCCAUCGUUGUGCUGACUGAUAAUCAACAGGCGAUUGAGAGGUAUGGGAAUCAGACCAUGAAUGUACAUGUCUGUGCAGUGGGGAACUAUCUAUCCUUGUUCUGGCCAGACCUUACUCAAGCUCAGGACAUUCUGGAAUCAGUGAAAGCAUCUCUUGCAGCAGCUGAAGAAGAAGAAGAAGAUGGAAGUAAAGAGUAUAGAGACCACCUAACAAGUGAUGAUUUGGGUUCUGGAAUCAAGACGGGAAGAUACAUGGAUGGGAUGCUACGGGUUAACAAACAUCAUGCUCAAGAAGAGGCUUACUUACAGAGAAAAGGUUCGGGCCUUGGAUCAAAAGAUACUGAGUUAGAAUGUGACAUUUUGAUAUCCGGAACUAAAAACAGAAAUCGAGCAGUGCAUGGAGACAUAGUGGUGGUUGAAUUGCUUCCAAAGGCUCAAUGGACUGGCAAGAAACUGGUCUUAAAAUCUGGAGAUGAUAGAGAGGCGGAGGACGUGAGCGAUGCGGUUCCAUGUGGUAGAGUGGUUGGUAUCUUAGAGAGAAACUGGAGGGAUUAUGUAGCUACAUUCCCAGAGAAAGAUGAGACAGGAGCAAGUCGAGGAAGUAAGAUUCUCGUCAUCCCAUGGGAUUAUAGAAUCCCUAAGAUAAGGGUUAGUACCAGACAAGCAGAUGCACUCAAUGAUCAAAGGAUUGUUGUUCGACUUGACAACUGGCCUGCAGACUCCCAGUAUCCUAAUGGUCACUAUGUGCGGUCACUCGGUCCUAUUGGUCAACUGGAGACAGAAGUGGCAGCUACCUUGAUUGAAAACAGCUUACCAGUGGGUCCUUUCUCUGAAGGACAGAUUAAAGAAAUGCCUGUUAAUAUGGGACAACCCUGGCUAAUGACUGACGAGGAGAUUGGUAAACGGAAAGACCUGCGCAACUCACACCUUAUCUUCAGUAUUGACCCCAAAGGCUGUGAGGAUGUGGAUGAUACUUUAUCUGUGAGGGAGCUUGGCAAUGGAAACAUAGAGCUUGGUGUGCACAUAGCAGAUGUAUCCUACUUUGUUAAGGAAGGCUCUCUCACAGAUCUUGAAGCAAGAUUAAGAUCAACCACGGUAUAUCUAGCGGACAGACGCUAUGACAUGCUUCCCGAGAUUCUUAGUGCUGAUCUCUGCUCUCUGAUUGGUGGAGUUGAUCGCUAUGCUGUCAGUGUGCUGUGGGAGUUGAAACCAUUCACAUUUGAAGUGAUCAAGGAUAAAGUUUGGUAUGGGAGAACCAUUAUCCGCUCAGCUUACAAGAUGUUCUAUGAGGCUGCUCAAAUGCUGCAUGAUGGGAAGACAUUGUCAGCAGACGACAUCCCUGAACUGAGAGAUGUAGAUGAUAUGACCAAGGAACUAGAGCUGCAGAGGUUGAAGUGGGCCGUGGAUCAGCUGAUGAUGAUUGCUAGGCGGCUCAAGGCACAGCGGGAGGUUGGGGGCGCUGUUCAGCUAGAAGGGACAGAGGUUAAAGUUGAACUCAACGAAGAGCAAGAGAUUGAAAACCUUGUACCAAAGCAGACUAUGGAGAUACAUGAGACCAUAGCUGAAUGCAUGAUCUAUGCCAACCAUUGGGUAGCUAAGAAGAUAGCUCAGUCUUACCCUCAAGCUGCUCUGCUGAGACACCAUCCACUUCCGAGGCAAGAACAGUUCCAGGAUCUGAUAACCAGCGCCAGGUCCAAGGGAUUUCAUGUAGAUACCAGUACAAACAAGAAACUUGCCGAGUCACUUGAUGGAUGUAUAGAUAGAAGAGACCCAGUGUUUAACAAAAUCCUUCGUUCCUUAGCAACCAAGGCCAUGUCUAAUGCUCUCUACUUCUCAACUGGUAGUCUGUCUGUCGAUCAGUUCUUUCACUAUGGUCUGGCAAUGGACAGGUACACCCAUUUUACAUCUCCAAUACGCAGAUAUGCUGAUAUUAUUGUGCAUCGUCUGUUGCUUGCAGCUGUUGAAGAGGAACGAGAAGCAGAAAUUGGGUUACUAAGCAACCAGAAUCUGCAGGAACUCUGUCGACACCUGAACAAGAAACAUAGAGCUGCACAGACUGCCCAGAAAGACUCACAGGAACUGUUUCAGGCCAUGUUUUUUCAGGAUCGAGACGCACAGGAUGAAGCAUGUAUCGUUGAUGCUGUCAUUCAGAACCUGAGGAAUAAUGGCAUCCUGGCUUAUAUUCCAAGGUAUGGUAUUAAGGGAGCAGUUUACCUUCGAGACAAAGCUGGACUAGUUUGCGAUACAUCCAUCCCACAUCAACCGCAAUGGGUACAAGGUUCUCUCUCAAGAUCAGAGUUUGCUAUCACUGUGCAGGGAGGGGGACACGUAUCCACAUACCAACUCUUUGACCACAUCACGGUUGGUAUACGAGUUCAAAGCUCCAGAGCUCACCCACAUUCACUCAGAUUGGAGCUACUAGCAUCAGAGCCUCAUAAUGCUGGCCUGCAGACUGAUGGACUAGGCAGCACACUCAGGACUAACAUUGUACAGGAGGUGAAGUCGCUGAGUGAUGAGAGCCCGUUUUCAUCGAUAACCCUGCAGGACCAAAUCAAAGUCUUAGGAUCCAGCCUUCCUGUACUACACAGACAGUAUGGACAGACUGAUGGAAGCUUCUACACCAUGUUUCAAGACUUCUCUCAUAUGAACUUAAAAGAGAAAGAUUCAUGACAAAAAUAAUAAUUAUAAUAAAACAGUGCUUAUGAAGUGCUUUCCACUUAAGUCUCUAUAAAGCGCUAACAGUAUGGGCAGACUACUUCUAUAUCAUGCAAAUAUACAUAAUGAAGGUAAAGUAGAAAUCUUUCAUUUGUUAAAGAUGAUGAUGAUGAUGUAUACUAUUUUCAGAAUGUCCAAUUGUGGCCUUUACAUGCCAUUUUUGUCUCGCCUGCAUAGCAAAAAGCGAGACAUAGGCGCCGCUUUUCCGGUGAUGGCGACGGCGGCG